AUGCGUCCACUGUACCCGCCUAUCGGGAAUCGGGACCCGGCCGAGAGCAAGCGCGGUCCCAGCGCCCUCGCGGCGAGACUCCGAACCAUCGGAUCCUCCGCCAUCGCUACACCACUACCAACGAGACUGCCGACGGGCGAUGACGACGACGACGACGACGACGACGACGACGCCGACCUCGAUGACGCCGACAACGACGACCACGACGACGACGACGUCAGCGACGACGAUCGCGAUCAAGAGGCCAUGGCUACGACGAUACGAGACAGCCUCAUUCGCGAAAUACAGCGAGAUGCGUCCAUCGACCGACUCCAUCGCUCCAAAUUCCAGAAUCGCGCAACCGAGGCGUUUCCCUCGCAUUUGCCUCUCCUUGCUCCGAGACUCUUCUCGAACGAUCGAAACGGCCAAAAAUAUCAUCGUGUUCUGUGUUUGAUUUCGAGUCUUAUUGUCAAUAAGUCAAAAAUACGGUUCUAA
Mycetomoellerius zeteki is the source of this 474-nucleotide messenger RNA. Its product is annotated as trigger factor-like. The coding region runs from base 1 to 474 and encodes 157 amino acids. The transcript has a single exon. Lineage: Eukaryota; Metazoa; Arthropoda; Insecta; Hymenoptera; Formicidae. The record is from RefSeq and is a predicted model, not a curated record.